AUGGCAUCAGCACAGUCGGCGACCAUUUCCUCCUUGAUCAGAGAAUUAUCUGCCAUCGAGCAGAAAUCCAAUGGCUCUGUGUUCGAAAACGAGGACCUCCGUGCAAACGCUGCACAUCUGACUCGAAAACUCGCAGCGAUGCUAGAUAGACCUCAAGAGGUAGUGUUGAUUAAUGCUUCUUUGCCUGCCCAAGUCGCAGCUGUGCGGAUUGCUGUAGACUUACAUCUGUUCGAGUUCCUUGGCGAUGGGCUAGAGGCAAAGGCUGUCUCUGACCUGGCCUCAAAAACUGGCGCGGAUGCAGAUUUCCUGGUCCGUAUACUCCGACUACUCUCAGCCAUGGGCUGGGUGGACCAGACAGACGACGUCUCCUUCAAACCAACUCCUAUCACAGACGUUUUAAAAAACAGUGAGCCUAUCAAAGCUGGUAUCAAACAUAUGUAUCAUGCACUUCCCAUAUAUGGCAAGCUCCCGGAAUAUUUCGCAAAAUCUAAUUACAAAUCCCCCGUUGAUGUCCAAGACGGCCCUUUUCAGUACGCAUACGGCGUGAACGAAACGGCCUUUGAAUACUGGGCUAAAAGUCCAACGGAUUCAAAGGUAUUCAACACAUUCAUGACCGGUGUGCGCGGAAGUAGACCGCACUGGGUUCAUUGGUUUCCAGUGCAAGAAAGGUUUAUUGAUGGCUCAAGUGGAAAAGAGGAGGAUGUUCUAUUAGUCGAUGUGGGCGGUGGAAAAGGCCAUGACUUGAACAAGUUCAUCGAAACCUUCCCCGAUGCAAAAGGACGAUACGUUUUGGAAGAUCUUCCUGUUGUCAUUGACGACACUUAUGACAGGAAUUUGAGAAUCGAGGCCCUAAAACAUGACUUUUUUCAAGAACAACCAAUUCAAGGUGCACGAAUGUAUUUCAUGCAUCACGUUCUUCACGACUGGCCGGAUGAGGAUGUUGUGCGAAUCUUGUCCCAGAUCGCGAAAGCAAUGAAACCGGGCUAUUCCCGGUUAUUGUUGGGGGAGAAUGUGUUGCAAGAUGUGGACUGCCACAUCUAUCCUGCUCUGCUGGAUUGGGGGAUGAUGGUGUUGCACUGUGGCAUGACGAGAACGGUGGGCCGCUGGAGGGCAUUGUGUGAGAAAUCCGGACUAAAACUGGUUAAGUACUGGCCACCUCCUGGGGACGGAGACGGGAUUCUGGAAGUGGAGCUCGAGUGA
Messenger RNA from Talaromyces atroroseus, 1200 nucleotides. RefSeq lists its product as hypothetical. Lineage: Eukaryota; Fungi; Ascomycota; Eurotiomycetes; Eurotiales; Trichocomaceae. Gene Ontology annotation, molecular function: O-methyltransferase activity. Bases 1 to 1200 code for a protein of 399 amino acids. The transcript is spliced from 5 exons. The record is from RefSeq and is a predicted model, not a curated record.